Molecule: messenger RNA, 2091 nt
Organism: Chaetomium globosum CBS 148.51
Lineage: Eukaryota; Fungi; Ascomycota; Sordariomycetes; Sordariales; Chaetomiaceae
Exons: 6
Coding region: 1-2091 (696 amino acids)
Biological process (GO): autophagy of mitochondrion; autophagosome assembly; piecemeal microautophagy of the nucleus
Cellular component (GO): phagophore assembly site; cytoplasm
Molecular function (GO): Atg8 activating enzyme activity; Atg12 activating enzyme activity
Source: RefSeq, a predicted model, not a curated record
AUGGCCGCCCUCAAGUUUGUGCCUUUCUCGUCAGAGGUCGAACUACCAUUCUAUUCUGCCCUCUUUGCAUCAAAGCUCGACACCGACAAGCUCGAUGACUCGGCCCGCCCGGUGAUGGGUUUGUAUGAGCCCCGCGGGAGAGCCGACGAGGCAUCAGGCACAAGAAUGCAGAUUUUCGGGACCGCACUCACAAACAGAGAGUAUUCCGUGAGUAACGAAGGAGAACAUGGCUUCUUCCUUGCCAAGAAAGUGCGGGGUGAGGAUGAGACUUCAGGACCAGGGCCCGACGACCCCCCUACAGAUAUCGGCUAUCGAUGGCAAAUCGCCCCCCUCCGUGACUUUGAGACUGGAUUUUUCGACGAUGUCGCCGAGGAAGACCGCUAUGUUGCCUUUGUGGAUCCGUCAAACUACUCCGAAUCACCAUCGUGGCCGCUUCGAAAUCUUCUUGUCUUGAUCAAGCAGAGAUACCGCCUGAACAAGGUUCAAAUUCUUUGUUACCGCGACACGCAAGCGAGGAGGCAUGAGGCCCGGAGUAUAAUUCUCCCAUUGUCUACGGACGUCGUCGAGGAUACACAAGCCCCUAAGAUGCCCAGUGUCACAGGCUGGGAGAGAGAUGGCGGGGCUAAGCUGAGAGCACGCAUGGUCAAUCUAUCGGACUACAUGGAUCCCACACGGCUGGCAGACCAGGCGGUGGAUCUUAACCUGAAGCUAAUGAAGUGGCGGCUGGCUCCUGGACUCGACCUUGACGCCAUCAAAAACACAAAGUGCCUGCUACUCGGCGCGGGGACACUUGGAAGCUAUGUCUCGAGGAAUUUGAUGGGAUGGGGCGUGCGAAAGAUUACAUUUGUCGACUACGGCAAUGUAUCCUUUUCGAACCCCGUGCGGCAGCCGUUGUUCACGUUUGAUGACUGUACUGGCGGAGGGAAGCCAAAGGCGCCCCGUGCUGCUGAGGUCUUAAAGGAGAUUUACCCUGGCGUUGAGUCUGAGGGCCAUGUCUUGUGCGUGCCAAUGCUCGGCCACGCCGUCCUGGACGAGGAGGGGGUGAAGACAGACUUCAACAAGCUACAGGAGUUGGUAGAUGCACAUGAUGCCAUCUUCCUCCUCAUGGACUCGCGCGAAUCGAGGUGGCUGCCCACCCUGAUGGGCAAGGCCUCCAACAAGAUCGUCAUGAAUGCGGCGCUUGGGUUCGACACGUACGUGGUAAUGCGACAUGGUGCGGCGCCAGAGGAUGGCAGCGAGGAGACACUGGGUUGCUAUUUCUGCAAUGACGUUGUCGUUGCAGCUGAUUCCAUGAAAGACCAGACCCUGGAUCAGCAGUGCACAGUCACCCGGCCGGGCGUCGCAGCCAUCGCCUCAGCACUGUUGGUCGAACUACUCACCAGCUUGCUCCAGCACCCGAAGAAACAGCAUGCACCAGCUCCAGUGUCCUCGAAGGGAUCAGCGGGAUCAAACUACGAACGCGACCCAAUCGACCACCCGCUAGGUCUCGUACCGCACCAAAUCCGAGGAUUCUUGUCCAACUUCGAGAACAUGAAGAUCCACGGCAAGUCCUACCCUCAGUGCAGCGCAUGCAGUCCAUCGAUCGUAUCGGCAUACAAAACCGACGGCUGGGAAUUUGUCAAGAAAGCGCUUUCAGACCGGAACUAUGUUGCUGAGCUCAGUGGUUUGGCCGAGGUGCAGAGAAAGGCCGAGGCGGCGGCCGCGGAUGUGGAGUGGAGUGAGGAGGAAGGCCUGGAUGAGGAGGAAGGUAUGUCAGUACUGCGCACACAUAUCGGUAGUGAGUCGGCAAGUGGUGGAAUGGUCAUGAUGAGCCAUCAAAAGCGGUACUUGACAACAACAAUAACACCACCCGCCCCGGGCGGGAAAGGCGGCAAGGCAGGCGGCAAGCAACAGCAGAAAAAGACGGGCGUCACCAAAUCGAAAAAGUCAAAGACCACGGCCGACAAGAUCCAGAAGAAGUUCUCGGCAGGCUUGGUGGCGAAGACAGAGCAGAUGCUCGGUGAGCGGGCCGGGCAUCUUGAGUUGAUCGGCAAGGGGAGGAAGAAGGGCGCUGAGAAGGAGUUCAAGGGAGGGAGUCGCAAGUUUGGUUAG